CACAUACAUUAUCAGCUUUCUCUCACUAGGGCUAAUUUCCUGUGACCAAAUUCCUUCUUUUUAACUUCACUAUCUCUAAUUUUCUUGCAUUUUCUUCCACUCUCGUAGCAUCUUCUCACUCUUAUUCUCAAUGUAAGUUCUUUCCACUUCUUCAUUCCGUCAAUUUCUUCACGCCCUAGCCCAUGCACCCACAAUCCGUGAAUUUAUGAGUACAAAUUUCACUGAUGUUUUCCGUGGUAUGGGUUUGGGAUUAGGGUAUUUGGGUAUGCUUAAAUCGCACCCUCCCACGUGUUUCAUUACUUGUUUUCUAUAAUGUUAUUGAUCGAGGUUGUGAAAGUUUGAUUCUUUUGUAGAUAGUUGGGGUUGGGUUUUUUCUAGAUAUGAUUAAACAGAUAUUCGGUAAAAUACCUCGCAAACCCUCAAAAUCAUCUCACAAUAAUUCAAACGGGGAAGGAGGUUUCAAUGAUGGUUUCUCACUGAACUCAUCUUCUAAUACCCUCUUGAAAUCCAAUUCAGUUUCUUCAAAAUCUUCAAGUUCUGGUUCAGUUGGGUCUCGUUCUGGGAAUGAGACUAUUGCUCAACACUAUUCAAACCAAUCUAAGAAAUCAGCUCCUACUACAGGUUCAGUAAUGGCUUCUGCAGCUUAUGAGGCUUUGCCUAGUUUCAGGGAUGUUCCUAGCUCGGAGAAGCAUAAUCUUUUUAUUAGAAAGUUGAAUUUGUGCUGUGUUGUGUUUGAUUUCAAUGAUCCUGCCAAGCAUCUCAAAGAGAAGGAUGUGAAGCGGCAAACUCUACUUGAGCUUGUUGAUUAUGUUUCAUCCGUGAAUUCGAAGUUCAACGAGUUAGUGAUGCAGGAGAUGACCAAGAUGGUGGCAACCAAUUUAUUUCGCACUCUGCCUUCUUCCAAUCAUGAUGGAAGGUUGGCAGACAUGGGUGAGCCUGACGAAGAGGAAACUGUUUUGGAACCAGCGUGGCCUCAUCUGCAGAUUGUGUAUGAAUUUCUCUUUAGAUUUGUGGCUUCACCUGAGAUGGAUGCUAAGCUUGCUAAAAGAUACAUUGAUCAUUCGUUUGUGUUGAGGCUGCUUGACCUUUUUGACUCGGAAGACCAAAGAGAGAGGGAUUACCUGAAGACUAUCCUCCAUCGCAUUUAUGGGAAGUUCAUGGUGCAUCGGCCAUUCAUUAGAAAAGCUAUCAACAAUAUCUUUUACAGGUUCAUAUUUGAGACAGAGAAACACAGUGGGAUUGCAGAGUUGCUUGAAAUAUUGGGCAGCAUAAUCAAUGGUUUUGCUUUGCCUUUGAAGGAAGAGCAUAAGCUGUUUCUGGCCCGUGCAUUGAUCCCGCUUCACAAGCCUAAGUGUGUUGCACUUUAUCAUCAACAGCUUUCUUAUUGCAUUACUCAGUUUGUUGAGAAGGACGUCAAACUAGCUGAUACUGUGGUAAGAGGUCUUUUGAAAUAUUGGCCGAUAACUAAUAGUGCAAAGGAGGUAAUGUUCCUUAGUGAGUUGGAGGAAGUUUUAGAGGCAACUCAAGCAGCAGAAUUUCAGCGAUGUGUGAUCCCACUAUUUCGACAAAUUGGUAGAUGCCUCAAUAGCUUACACUUUCAGGUAGCUGAACGAGCACUGUUUCUGUGGAACAAUGAUCAUAUUCGAAAUUUGAUCUUACAAAACAGCAAAGUGAUACUGCCUAUAAUCUUCCCUGCUAUGGAGAAAAAUAUACGGGACCAUUGGAAUCAAGCAGUUCAGAGCUUGACCAUGAAUGUUAGAAAAAUAUUCUCUGAUGCUGACCAGGCACUUUUUGAUGAAUGCUUGAAGAGAUUCCAAGAAGAAGAAAUCAAGGAUAGGGAGAAGCAAGAAAAGCGAGAAUCCAUAUGGAAACAACUGGAAGAUGUUGCUGCAGCUAAUGCUGUAAGCAGUGAGGCCAUCCUUGUGUCAAGGUUUGUGUCCUCUGUUGCAAUUGCUACCAGUGCGAAUCAAUUGGCAACUGCAGGUGGUUGAGAGCCAUCAGAGAUCCAAAUUGUUUGUUCUGACCCCAUGAUGAGGAACAAAGGUGAAUGGGGGUUGAUGUGGAUAUCAGGCUGCUCCUUGUUUCUGGGCUUUUUCGUCUCCAUCAUCUGUUCUGGAAUCAUGGGUUGUACUAUGUAUCAUAAGGAAUGUAGUUUAUAAUAGGCAGUGUUUGUUUAGAAGUCUAGCCAUUGAGAUUAUGCAGUGAUACAAAAACAAUCCUUUUCUUUUGCCAUAUUUAUGUAAUUUUAACAUUAGUAAAAUUUCUAUUUCUUUUAGCCUUUUGCAGAAAAAGAUCCCAACCCAUUGUUCCCUCUGGCAGUUAUUUGUUCUUGGCUGGCUGAACUGCUUGUCACAGUGGAUCCAUUUUUUUUUCUUUCUAGAGGGGGGUCAUUACACGUUCGGAGUUUGGUGCUUUUCAGUGGAUCUAUUUCUUAUUUAUUACUUAACCUUUGUGGGUUGGGUU
Messenger RNA from Glycine soja, 2463 nucleotides. RefSeq names its product serine/threonine protein phosphatase 2A 59 kDa regulatory subunit B' gamma isoform-like. Gene Ontology annotation, molecular function: protein phosphatase regulator activity. The transcript has 2 exons. Bases 381 to 1991 code for a protein of 536 amino acids. Gene Ontology annotation, cellular component: protein phosphatase type 2A complex. The record is from RefSeq and is a predicted model, not a curated record. Gene Ontology annotation, biological process: signal transduction. NCBI's taxonomy places the organism in Eukaryota, Viridiplantae, Streptophyta, Magnoliopsida, Fabales, Fabaceae.